This is a messenger RNA of Paramisgurnus dabryanus, 1153 nucleotides long. The record is from RefSeq and is a predicted model, not a curated record. Lineage: Eukaryota; Metazoa; Chordata; Actinopteri; Cypriniformes; Cobitidae.
UAAACAGUCUUGUCUCUGUGUAUGUUAGUGUUAGACGUUAAUGAUGAGAGAUGAGAUGGAUGCGAUGUGCUGUAAAUCAGUAGGAACUGAUCUGUCCAUGCUGGAUAAUGAUGAUUUCAUGACAGAAAUCUCUCACUUGAAGAAAGAGGUGGCGUUACUGGAGGCAAAGCUGAGGUCAAGAGGAGAUGAAGGAGUGAAGAGAGAGGAUGUGGAUGUGGUUUGUUGUGAAUCUUCAGUGUAUGUGACUGAUGGAUGUCUGGAUUCAGUGUGGAUGAGCAGAGAUCAGAGCCGCACACCACAGCCACUGCUGGACUCUAAACUCUCUGAAGAGAAAUCCAGACACACACAGGACUCAGAGCUCAGUCUCACUUUACUCUGUUAUACUGAGUCAAAGCCCACAGACGCUCAGGACACUGUGUGUGACAGUAAUCAGGGCUUACAGGAUGAGGAAUCUACUGAUCAAACCUCCACAGAGUCUCUGGAUUCUGUCUGUAACGCUGGAGAACAGCAGCAGAUCCUGCAGACCACACUGAAGAUGUGUUCAGUCAAACUGAUCGACUGCAGGAACCUGAUGAUGAAGAUAAAAACAGAACCCAUGGAAGAGGAAGAUCGCACUGAUGAAGAUAAGGAUUAUGACAGCGAUGAGGAUUUUAUUCCUUCAGAAGAGAAGACUGAUUCCUGUUCUGAGAGUGAAAUAACGUCCUCAACAUCAAAAGAGCGACGGACAGCCCAAACUCUUUCCUGCAUCAUCUGUGGAAAGACAUUCAGCUCACAGAGACAUUUAAAGAGACAUAAGAGAAAACACACAGAACAGAAACUCUUCACCUGCACCAGAUGUAAGAUCAGCUUUACUACCUUACAAGAGAAAAAACUUCAUCAUUCAAAAGAGCACAGAGAGAAGAAGAAGAAGCAGCAGUUUCACUGUGAGCAGUGUGGGAUGAAUUUUGACGUCUUAUCUCAGCUGAAAGCUCACAUUAGGACACACCAUGGUAAAAAGCCUUUCCAUUGCACUGAAUGCGACAAAAGUUUCAGCACCAAACAUUGGCUUGGUGUUCAUCAGAGAAUUCACACAGGAGAAAAACCAUACGAGUGUCCUCACUGUAAGAUGAGAUUCAACCACAAACCUUAUCUAAAGAGGCAUGUGUUCCAAUGA